AUGGCCAUGAAGUAUAUACUGGUGACGGGCGGUGUGAUCAGCGGUAUCGGCAAAGGGGUGAUCGCCAGCAGUAUUGGCACACUUCUCAAGUCGUUCGCCCUAAGGGUGACCAGCAUUAAGAUCGACCCCUAUAUCAACAUCGAUGCCGGCACUUUCUCGCCCUACGAACAUGGUGAGGUGUAUGUGUUGGACGACGGCGGCGAAGUAGAUCUGGAUCUGGGAAACUACGAGCGCUUUCUGGACAUUACCCUCCAUAAGGACAACAACAUCACCACCGGUAAGAUCUAUCAGCACGUGAUCGAGAAGGAACGCCGCGGCGACUACUUGGGCAAAACGGUGCAGAUUAUACCGCACGUGACCAACGCUAUACAGGAAUGGGUGGAACGGGUGGCCCGCAUACCGGUGGACGUGCGGGAUAGCGGUCUACACAAUAGCGGUGGUGGUGGUGAUGGACAGCAGGCGGUGGGGAAGUCAUGUGUGCCGCAGGGGUGCGAGUCGUGUGCGCCGGAGGUGACCGUUGAUGAGUCAUGUGUGCCGCAGGUGUGUGUGAUAGAGUUGGGCGGCACUAUCGGCGACAUAGAGGGCAUGCCGUUCGUGGAGGCGUUCCGCCAGUUCGCCCGCAAAGUGGGUCCGACCAACUUCUGCAACGUUCACGUGUCGCUCGUACCGCAGCCCAAGACCACCGGCGAACACAAGACCAAACCCACGCAAGUGUCCGUACGCGAGCUCCGGGGUCUCGGACUCUCACCCGAUUUGAUCAUAUGCCGGAGCGAAAACCCCAUCACCGAUGAGGUGAAGGAGAAGAUAUCCAACUUCUGUCACGUAGACCCGGAGCAAGUGGUCUGCAUUCACGACCGGUCGUCCAUAUAU
Molecule: messenger RNA, 870 nt
Organism: Medioppia subpectinata
Lineage: Eukaryota; Metazoa; Arthropoda; Arachnida; Sarcoptiformes; Oppiidae
Source: the annotation of a GenBank genome assembly